Molecule: messenger RNA, 744 nt
Organism: Ziziphus jujuba (common jujube)
Lineage: Eukaryota; Viridiplantae; Streptophyta; Magnoliopsida; Rosales; Rhamnaceae
Exons: 1
Coding region: 1-744 (247 amino acids)
Source: RefSeq, a predicted model, not a curated record
AUGGCCUUAAACAAGCUCCAAGAUCUUGGUUUGAAGUGUUCUUUGCAUCAUCGUGGUUUUGUCAACUCCAUAGCAGAUUCUUCCUUAUUCAUUUUAAGAAAUUCAAACGUACAUGUUCUUUUUCUUGUGUACGUUGAUGAUAUAAUCAUUACUGGGUCCAAUGUUAGCUAUAUUGAGGAGUUAAACAAAGGAUUAAACUCAGAAUUUUCUCUAAAAGAUCUUGGAGCUCUUCAUUAUUUCUUAGGAAUUGAAGCUCAUCGUAAUUCUACUGGUUUAAUCUUAUCUCAAGCUAAGUAUAUUCAAGAUUUGCUAACAAAGACCAGAAUUACUGAAGCCAAGAGUGUUCCAACUCCAAUGCAGACAGGUCAUCAAUUGUCUGCUCAUGAAGGGGAUCUUUUAACUAAUCCAGAAGAAUAUCGAAGUGUUGUGGGAGCUCUUCAGUAUUUGACUAUCACACGUCCAGAAAUCACUUUCUCUGUGAACAAGCUUUGUCAAUUUGUUCAUUCUCCCACAACAAGCCACUGGAAUGCAUGCAAGAGACUUCUUCGUUAUCUAAAUGAUACAAUUCACUAUGGAUUACACUUCAAGGUUCCUGACAUGACCAAGCUGGUUUUUCAUGCUUUUACUGAUAGUAAUUGGGCAAGCUGUCCUGAUGAUAGAAGAUCUUGCAGUGGCUACUGUGUACUCUUAAGUCCUAAUUUGAUUUCGUGGAGUGCCAAAAAACAACCUGUUGUUGUUAGAUAG